UGUAUUGUUGUAAUUUUUCUUGCAACUUAGAAUAAAGAUAUGAAGAUUAGUGUUAGAAUUUCUAUCUUCUUACUUUUGCCUCUCCUUUUAGCUACCAUUAUUUUCUUAAUAACAACCAACUUUUUGUCUCCAAUAAUACACCAAGAUCUUCUCAAAAAACAAUUUUCCACUAAUCUUUUUCUUCAUUUGGUUUUCAACUUCAUACUUAUUGCUAUUAUUCUCAAGGAAUGCUACAUACAAUCGUGCAACAAACAUGAUACGUCGUUCUCUCCUCUUAUUUGCUUUGAUUAUGAGAUGGAGGAAGAGCAUGGUGAAAAGAAGAACAACGACGAUGAUGAAGACUUAUGUGACGUCUACAUGGUUGACAAGGAAGGUGGUGAUAAUCACCUCCACAAGGGUAAUGAUUAUUAUGAUGAUGACGAUUAUUAUUAUCAUGGCUCAGAUGGUUACGAUGAGGAUGAUGAUGACAAUGGAAGUGAUGGUGAGGUAGGAUGGGAUGAGGAUGAUGAAGAAGAAGAAUACGAUUAUGAUUUAGAGAGGAGAAUCGAGGCGUUCAUUGCCAAGGUUAUCAAUGGAUGGAAGGAAGAAUGGUUUAGUGACAACCUUAAUGACUAAUGCAUCUCAUCGUAAAGAUUUUCUUUCUUUUCCUUUUUUUUUUUUUUUUUUUUUUAAUUUUUUUUCCUUUUUUAUUUAUUUAGAAAAGCUAGGAUAAUAAUGUUUGCUAUAUAUGUAUAAAUUAAAGAAAGUAGGAUUUUCUUUGGGUAAGAUCAAGUAGGGCAUCCUAAGGAAGUAAGGGAGGUCCUUAUUAAGAAUGUGGUCAAUAAUGAGACUCGAACCUUAGCCUCGUGCUUGUACAAAGAAGCUAAUUAGGUUACUAGGAAGUUCUUUUUUUAUCACUUCCUAUCUAGUGUGGUGGGUGACACUGUAAGUAUUUUUAUUUAACAACUCGUGUAAUUAUACUA
Chenopodium quinoa (quinoa) is the source of this 962-nucleotide messenger RNA. RefSeq names its product MATH and LRR domain-containing protein PFE0570w-like. The coding region runs from base 40 to 615 and encodes 191 amino acids. The transcript has a single exon. Lineage: Eukaryota; Viridiplantae; Streptophyta; Magnoliopsida; Caryophyllales; Amaranthaceae. The record is from RefSeq and is a predicted model, not a curated record.